Messenger RNA from Stegodyphus dumicola, 1053 nucleotides. RefSeq lists its product as uncharacterized. The record is from RefSeq and is a predicted model, not a curated record. Lineage: Eukaryota; Metazoa; Arthropoda; Arachnida; Araneae; Eresidae.
AUGUCUAAUUCGGCUGAUGCACUUGCGGAGGCAGAUGCACUUGCGGAAAUGUCUAAUUUUGCUGAUGCACUGGCGGAGGCAGAUGCACUUGCGGAAAUGUCUAAUUUUGCUGAUGCACUGGCGGAGGCAGAUGCACUUGCGGAAAUGUCUAAUUCUGCUGAUGCACUGGCGGACGCAGAUGCACUUGCGGAAAUGUCUAAUUCUGCUGAUGCACUGGCGGAGGCGGAUGCACUUGCCGAAAUAUCUAAUUCGGCUGAUGCACUGGCGGAGGCAGAUGCACUUGCGGAAAUGUCUAAUGCUGCUGAUGCACUGGCGGACGCAGAUGCACUUGCCGAAAUGUCUAAUUUUGCUGAUGCACUGGCUGAGGCAGAUGCACUUGCCGAAAUGUCUAAUUCGGCGGAUGCACUGGCGGAGGCAGACGCACUUGCUGAAAUGUCUAAUUCAGCUGAUGCACUGGCGGAGGCAGAUGCACUUGCCGAAAGGUCUAAUUCGGCGGAUGCACUGGCAGAGGCAGACGCACUUGCUGAAAUGUCUAAUUCAGCUGAUGCACUGGCGGAGGCAGAUGCACUUGCGGAAAUGUCUAAUUCAGCUGAUGCACUGGCGGAGGCAGCUCAUUGCGGAAAUGCGGAUGCACUGGCAGAGGCAGACGCACUUGCUGAAAUGUCUAAUUCUGCUGAUGCACUGGCGGAGGCAGAUGCACUUGCGGAAAGGUCUAAUUCGGCGGAUGCACUGGCGGAGGCAGACGCACUUGCUGAAAUGUCUAAUUCAGCUGAUGCACUGGCGGAGGCAGAUGCACUUGCGGAAAUGUCUAAUUCAGCUGAUGCACUGGCGGAGGCAGAUGCACUUGCGGAAAUGUCUAAUUCUGCUGAUGCACUGGCGGAGGCAGAUGCACUUGCGGAAAUGUCUAAUUCGGCUGAGAAUGGCGGAGGCUGCACUUGGGAAAUGUCUAUUGCUGAGCAAUGGCAGAGGCAGAUGGCAACUUGCGCGGAAAUGUCUAAUUCUGCUGAUGCACUGGCGGAGGCAGAUGCACUUGCAGGAAAUGUCAACUUCUGA